AUGAUUUUGGAACAACAAUUUAGCCGAUCUGUGUUGGUAACAGGAGGGGCCGGGUUUAUCGGCUCGAAUUUUCUACGUGCCGUAUGCACUAGCCAAGAUUAUCAAGAUGUUAAAUUUACGUGCAUAGACAAAUUGAGCUAUGUCAGCGAUAAUACUACCAAAUUCAUAGACGAUCUUCUCAAGGAGGACAACUUUGAAUUCAUUAAGGCUGACAUUUCUGAGGAAUAUGAUCUACUAUAUCGUCUGAUUGUUGAGCAAGAGCUAUUUACCGAUGUGAUUCACUUUGCUGCUGAGUCAUCGGUUGAUAGAUCGUUUGAAGACCCUCUUUUUUUCACCAAGAACAACGUUUUGGCAGCUCAGAAUCUUUUAGAGUGUGUGAGAUUGAUUGGAAAUAAGAGGGGAGAUCCGCACCACGUCAAGUUUAUUCAUAUAUCGACGGACGAGGUGUACGGAGAGCAGAGAACCAACGAGUCUGCCGCAGAAAACACCCUAUUAAGUCCUUCCAACCCUUAUUCAGCUAGUAAAGGUGCCAUAGAUCUUAUUAUUAACGCCUAUAUCAAAUCAUUUCAAUUAUUUGCAGUGUUAAUUCGGUCUAACAAUGUAUACGGAUAUCAUCAGUACCCGGAAAAGAUCAUCCCCAUGACUUUGUACAGUCUUUGUCAUCGGCAACCGAUUAGAAUUCACGGCGAUGGUCAUAAUAAACGACGAUAUCUCUUCAUCGAUGAUUUUGUAAGCGCUGUGCUUACCGUGUGGAACAAAUCGGAACCUUAUGAGAUUUAUAACGUUGGUUCCGAUGACGAGGUUACUAAUAUAGAUAUGGUCAAUCUAAUAAUCAGACAGUACAAACAAUGGAAGCCAUAUAGUACCAUUCCACCUAUCACCUAUGUUACUGAUAGAAAGUUUAAUGAUGAUAGAUAUGACGUGGACUUUACCAAGAUCCGAAGACUUGGGUGGAAACCACAAACCACUCUACAGCAAGGACUCGAUAAAGUAAUUAGAAGCUAA
Brettanomyces nanus is the source of this 1005-nucleotide messenger RNA. RefSeq lists its product as uncharacterized. The transcript has a single exon. Bases 1 to 1005 code for a protein of 334 amino acids. Gene Ontology annotation, molecular function: dTDP-glucose 4,6-dehydratase activity. NCBI's taxonomy places the organism in Eukaryota, Fungi, Ascomycota, Pichiomycetes, Pichiales, Pichiaceae. The record is from RefSeq and is a predicted model, not a curated record.